Molecule: messenger RNA, 906 nt
Organism: Lodderomyces margitis
Lineage: Eukaryota; Fungi; Ascomycota; Pichiomycetes; Serinales; Debaryomycetaceae
Product: RTA1 domain-containing protein
Exons: 1
Coding region: 1-906 (301 amino acids)
Cellular component (GO): membrane
Source: RefSeq, a predicted model, not a curated record
AUGUCUGAAGAGUCAAGCGAUUAUCAGUUUUAUCAAUACAUCCCCAAUUUUGGGGUAGCAGUCCACUAUGUUGUUCUUUUCCUUAUCCUUGCAAUCGUGGAAGCAUACUUUAUAGUGUCAAAAUACAUACAGUUUAGAGGUCGCAUCAAGUCCAAAAACUUGAAAAGGUACUGCAAUGUGAUGAUUCCGUUUCUUGUGGGAAUCCUUUUGGAGGUUAUAGGAUACGCUGCCCGUUCUGCUUCUUGUAAGGAUCCAGAGAAUCUUAUGCCAUAUGCGAUUCAGUCUGUCUUUAUUUUGAUUGGUCCAACACUUAUUUUAGCAAGCACUUAUAUGAUCUUUUGCGAAUUGGCAAAAAGUCUUAGUGCUGAAUUUUACUCAAUAGUGCCUUUGUCGUAUCUUGCUAAAAUAUUUGUCACUGGAGACAUAAUAUCACUUUUUGUGCAAGCAAGUGGUGGUGGUUUGCAAGUCAUCCAGUCGGAUACUUUACAAGUAGUAGGUAGAGCCUCGCUUAUCACGGGAGUUAUUGUGCAAUUCCUUUUCUUUGCUGGUUUUUGCUACGUGUUUUUCAGGUUUGCCAUGAGGAUCAGGAAAAAUCCUACUAAGCGUGCAAGCACAUUGGAACUGUCGUUUCCAAAAAUGGGGAACUGGAAACACGCAUUAAUGGUGUUAGGCUCAAGUUGUAUUUUGCUAAUGGUGAGAUCUGUUUUCCGUUGUGUUGAAAUGAUUGAAGGUACUAAUGGUCAUGUUCAGUCAAGGGAAGUGUAUCUUUUUGUACUUGAUACUGUCAUGGUUCAAGUUACCAUUUACUUGCACUUGACUUUCAAUUGGACCGGCUACUUUUGCCGCGUUCACGACUUUUACAGCUCGGUAUUUGAUGUUGUUGAACUAGAGAGUAUAAUCAAUUGA